Messenger RNA from Limanda limanda (common dab), 1890 nucleotides. RefSeq names its product ER membrane protein complex subunit 9 (gene emc9). The transcript is spliced from 6 exons. The record is from RefSeq and is a predicted model, not a curated record. Gene Ontology annotation, cellular component: EMC complex. NCBI's taxonomy places the organism in Eukaryota, Metazoa, Chordata, Actinopteri, Pleuronectiformes, Pleuronectidae. Bases 163 to 780 code for a protein of 205 amino acids.
CCCACUGAGUGCGACAGUAGCAUCCGCAGCUCGUUAGAACGAUUUAAAAACAAAACACACGUAAACAUUUUUAAACAUCUUUAUUCUGCUGCUGAUUCCGGAAGCUGCAACUUCACCUUUUAAUCACAUUCAUCAACAGGAGCAGCUGGUGCAGGUGUCGUCAUGGGGGAAGUGGAGCUGUCGUGUCGCGCCUACGUGAAGAUGUUCCUGCACGCCACCCUGUUCCCCCGCUGCAGCAUCAACGGGCUGCUGCUGUCGUCCAGCCCGCCAGGGGGCGCUGUGUGCGUGACGGACUGCGUGCCGCUGCUGCACGCACACCUGUCCCUGGCCCCCAUCACCCAGCUGGCCCUCACACAGGUCGACGUGUGGUGUUCGCAGACGCAGCAGAGGAUUGUGGGAUACUACCAAGCCAACGCCUGUGUGACAGACAGCAGCCCGACGCCGUGUGCACUGAAGAUCGCCGAUAAGAUCGCUGAGCAGUGUGAUAAUGCUGUUCUCUUAAUGCUGGACAGUAGUAAGAUGUCUGCAGACUAUCGGGUUCCUCCCAUCGUGAUGUAUGAGCGCAAAGACUCCAGAUGGCUGCUCAAAGACAAACACACGAUCAUGCUGCGGCAGUGGGAGGAGACUCGGGCGAUCGCCGGUCAGAUGCUGGAGUCGGGCGACCACAUGCAGCUGGUGGACUUCGACGUUCACCUGGAUGACAUCACAAAGGACUGGACCAAUCAGAAGCUCAACACCAAGAUCGCAGAGCUGGCGUCGCCGGCCAACGGGAACAUCUAGAACUGUAGCAGCCGUUUUUAACCAGAGUGCGGAUUUAUUUAUGAUCUGACGAGUCGUCCUCUUUAUUUACAAAUGUGAUUUUCCUUUUUCUUUUUUUAUAACCUCAAAAAAAACAGCACAUGUUCAACACCAGAGUUUAGGAAGACGUUUAUUUUUAAUGCUUUGUCAACUGAACAGAGACAUGACAUAGAACAAGCUUAAGUAAGAAAAUGUUGACAGAUCGUUAGAUGAUCUGUGUGUAAUCCUUCUCUACCCCCCCCCUUGUCAGACUGUGCCUUGUGGUCCAGACCUGCUGAUCUGAAGGAGAAAUCCACAUUUAACACUGUUACGCAACAACUGAGGCAUUUCUCUCUCUCUUUCUUCUCUUUCUCUUUUGCCAUUUUAUUCCCUUAGUAUUGCUAUCCCCACAGAUAUUAACAUGAAGCGACACAAUAUUAGAAACACGUUAUAGAAGGAAAGUCCUGCAGCGAGUUGUCGUCUGUUGAAGCUCAGAAAUGUGAGUUUGUGUGAGAAGCAGGUGAUGAUUCAGGUUGAACCUUCAUGAACAUCUGAAUCGAUGCAGUUGAAUCAAACUGGAUAAGUUUCAGCUACGUGUUCCUAAUAAACUGAGCAUCAUGCGGCCCGCUUCUCUAAACUCCUGUUAAGUGACGUGUUGAAAUCUCAACCUUCUACAGAUGUUUUUCUGUGACUCACUGGCGUCGCUGCCUUUGGUAUGUUGCAGAGUUUCUUUGCUAAUGUUAAGUUUGGAAAGCGUAACUUGUGGUUUGAAAGAGGAAACGUGCCACACAGGAUGUGAUCUCAGCCCGUUUCUCAACUCUGAGCUUCAACAGACUGGGUUCACCGCAGGGCACAAGGUUUCACUCGAGGGUGAUUUCUGAUCUCUUGUUAUCCAGAAGCCGUUAGAACAGAGACUGACUUCAAAAUGUCUGAACCAUGUCAGAGUUCAGUGCAACUUUUAAAACACUAAGAUCAAGUUUGACUCCUUUAUAAUAUUAACGUAGUAAUAACAAUAACUCCUAAAAUGCACUGAAAUGUAGGCUCCUUUUUUUCUGCCUGUUUCCUCAACAGUGAAACUUUAUUAAAGGACGACAGUCGAGCUUCUUGUAUUUA